ACAAAAACUCUAUGAUCAAAUCAGUGUCAUGAUGAAAUUAUUAUGUAGUUAGUGAAUUUGUGUGAAUUGUUUGUGUUUUGUUACAGUAUACCCAGAAAAAACAAUGCCGUCUAGCAAAAACUUAUAGUUUUUGCAAUAAAAUGGUAUUCUUCUGCUUCAAACGAAAACUUUGCAAUCAGUACUUAGGACACAGAACUAAUACAAAAUGGAAACUAAAAAGGACAAAUGGGAGGCUCUCGCCACCGUGAAAGCCUUCGAUUUAGGUUUAAAUCAAAACAGCCAACAUGAAUAUGUACUGCACCAGAGUAUGCAACAAGUAGAAAUAGUACAAUCAGCUGCCACCACUCCGAUCAGUCUCCUCAUCCAAUCCCUUGUCAAACAGCUAUGUGCACUCCUCGAGAAAGACAUGACCAGAGCGAACCAACUGUACAACACUAUAUGUGAGAAGCUACACAGCAUGCAUCUUAUAGAUGACUCAUACGCUAUGGGAGAGUUUGAGGCCAUGAGGAGCCAAUACCAACGGGCUCUUUAUCAACUAGUUACUGUUGCAACUGGUUCUGAAAUACCAAUUACGAUACCAGCUUCAUGGCCAAUCAAUCAACCAUCUUGCUUAGAAUGGUCUCGUUACCAUAGAGAGUUUGAUGAAUUAUACUACAUCGCUGGCGGAGGUUUCGGUAGCGUUUUCAAAGCCAAACACAGAUUAGAUGGAGUUGAAUAUGCUGUGAAAAAAGUUUUCAUCAAGUCUUGUGAUGUUGACUCAAUAAUGACUCAUUUGGCUGAAGUUAAAACACUGGCUAGCUUGAACCAUCCUAAUAUAGUUAACUACAAAGCCGCCUGGCUUGAACCGAUGAUAGAAUCUAAUGUGGCAAAGAAGAAACGUAAAUAUCAAAUGGACAUGGACAGUGAUGAAUUCUCUGCACUCAACUCCAGUUUGCUAUCUUCAAAGCUUAAUUUGAUUAAGUCUUUUAAAACUCAUAACUCUAAAGAACUUACCAAGCAUCACAGUCAGUCCGAUUUCAUUAUUUCCUUCAAAAACUCAAGCAGUCAAGAGCAAUCUGAUAAUUCUAUAGAAGAUUUUGAUGAAUCCGAGAGUGAUGAGGAUUCCGAUUCUCCUCAAGAAGAGCAAGCCGUUUGCAAACUUUUCAACAGCAAAGAGUACGAGAACUGUUCGAGAGUAAACUUAAAAUGGGCCACACUGUACAUCCAAAUGACAUACUGCAAGCAAACACUAAAGCAAUGGCUUGACGACCGCAACAACCUCAUGUCUACAUCCCGUAAGAGCUCUACCGAUCUGUCUUCAAGCGAUGACCCCGGGUUUGACAUUUCACCGGAUACAAAAUACCCUGUAGCAUGGACACAUAUUGAUGUUCUUAUAGAUAUGUUCACGCAGUUGGUGAAAGGGUUAAAUUAUAUACACUCUAAAGGUAUUAUCCAUCAUGAUGUGAAGCCUUCAAAUGUGUUUGUGGCACAGAGCGAGACGGGAGUGCUUGUGCAGUUAGGAGACUUCGGAUUGGCGUGUCCACUGCAGCAGUCGCACAGUGGCUUAGCGCUGGGUACACACCUGUAUGCAGCUCCAGAGCAGUUGGAGGGACAGUGCAACCCUAAGAGUGAUAUGUACAGCCUCGGCAUCAUCCUCCUAGAGAUGAUAGAGCCCUUCAGCACCGACAUGGAGCGAGUGAAGACCAUCACAGACCUCCGGAAAGGCCAAAUACCCGCCCAUCUCACUGCCAACUACCCUAAGAUAGCCCACAUCAUCGGAAAACUGGUCCAUCGACGCCCGGCUAAGCGACUUGAUACUAGGCAACUUUUAGAAGAACUUAAGACUCUAUCGGAGAAUAAAGAUGAAACCAUCAAGUCGCUGAGAGAGGAAUUGGCUGCGAAGGAAGAUGAAAUAGCGCAGUUGAAAAUGAUGCUGGCAAAAUUCAGUCACAAAUCUUGAAACGUAACAUCGAAACACCGACAAGUGUACUUAUGUGUGUGAGUGUGUGUUAUAUGUAAUGCUAUGUGUGGUCGGAGUGGGUAUGUAGAUUAUUAACUAUGAAUAGAUUGUUAGGUCUGUUUUCUUGCUGAACUGAUUGUUAAUUUCGUUUGUAUGGGACAGACAAAUUUAUAUUUCACAUCUCCUAUUCGGAAAAGGCUUUUUCUUCUCUGCUAGGAGGGAUCAAAGUGCCACUUUCCUGAUAUAAGACACUUUUUACUUUUGUUUAAAUAAUAUUUUAAAACAAUAAUUUCCUUACAGGUGAUGUGAAAAGCAGUACCUAUAUGUCACAUGGUAGCAAAAUUAUCACCACCUUGACAUUAACACUUGAAUCCCUCACUACUCAGGAUUCUCGGGACAUGCUUCGUUCAGGACUGUACGCCGUAAAUAUGUAAUUUUGCUCCCUUGUGACACAAUCUACUAUUGCGAUGAUGAAUCCCGUUUUCAAUACGACCUUACACUUUCACACACACACUUUCAUAGGGUUGAAUAGAGACCUAGUUGUUUAGUCUGCGAUUGAGUACGAUUUUGCAGCACUGAGGGUCGACCACGAACACCGAAAUUCGCAAGUUGCGGGCGUCUCUCUCUGUCACUCUAAUUACGCCUUAAUUGGAGUAAAAAAGAAAGAUGCAACUUGCGAAAUUCGAUUCUCGCGGUUAUAGCGCUGACAUCAAUUCAUUACAUAAGUAUUUUUGGCGUCAGACAUCAAACAAUCACAGGACCAUAGACAAUAACCCCCUUAUUCAUAAACGUGUACUGAAGUUACGAUGCCGCUAAUCAUCGUUUGUCCCUUUCCGACAUACUGGUAUGAUGGAAAGGAACAAACGAUGAUUAGCAGCAUCGUAACUUUAGUACACGUUUAUGAAUAAGGGGGUAAAUCUAUAGAAAUAAAUAUCUACAUCAGUGUAUCAAGAAAGCUAACUUUGAUCUAUUAUAGGCAGAGUGUGCGUGUUAGUACUUAUGAUUUAUUGAUAUGAACUUAAAGUCAUGUAGAACGCCUGCUGGAACCCGUUCACAGGCGCAACAAUAGACACCCAUGAACCGGUCGCAGUAGGCAUACUUAAAGUCUAAUUUGGAGUAAACCACGCUCUCAAACGCAUUAUCGAUAACAAUAUCAAUUGGUAUUACUAUUAGGUACUAUAGUUACGAAUUAGUAAUUGCUAUAAAGGUACCUACAGAAUUAAUAAUUAUAUAUGUUUUUCUUAUAUGUUUAUUCUUGAAUUAUUUGCUGAUACUUAAUGAAAUAUUCAUAGUUUAUCUAUAUUUUUGUUUGUUUCAUAAUUACUUAACCUUUUCUUUGAAAUAGAUCGUAAUAUUUUACUCACUCCGAUCAGUUUUUUUGGACAUGCUUUCUGACAAUUAAUAAAACGACAGUUUUAA
Messenger RNA from Cydia pomonella (codling moth), 3358 nucleotides. Its product is annotated as eukaryotic translation initiation factor 2-alpha kinase 1-like. The transcript has 3 exons. The coding region runs from base 206 to 1939 and encodes 577 amino acids. Gene Ontology annotation, biological process: protein phosphorylation. Lineage: Eukaryota; Metazoa; Arthropoda; Insecta; Lepidoptera; Tortricidae. The record is from RefSeq and is a predicted model, not a curated record. Gene Ontology annotation, molecular function: ATP binding; protein kinase activity.